Molecule: messenger RNA, 7980 nt
Organism: Xyrichtys novacula (pearly razorfish)
Lineage: Eukaryota; Metazoa; Chordata; Actinopteri; Labriformes; Labridae
Source: the annotation of a GenBank genome assembly
AUGGAGCCUCUCGCAGAGGUAAGACUCUCCACUGACUCCCCCCUCCUCCUGGCUGAUCUGUCAACUCCUGCUAGGCGUCAGUUUGCAUUGGUAACCCAAACAUGUGUGUUGUAGUGUGUCUGGACAUGACUUUGUAACUGAGAAGCUGCAAAGAUGAAAACACUCUGGCUACUUUUACACGGCAGCACUCAACGCCAAGUUCUUUUCAUCGUCAGUAAUUUUUAGUAUUUCUGCAUCGUUUGUUUGCUUUUUUAAAGUGACACAGAAUCACAAACUGUGUUUAGGUGAACAUGAACAAACUCCAACUAUAACCAGACCUGUAAGAACAAUCACAGUCCAAUCUGCUCUGAGCUGAAACCAGACAUUGACACCAAAAUUUGUAAUACAGAAAUGUCGACCUUUUGCAUAAAUCACUGCAUCAGUUCAACUUGGCAUGAGGUGCUAUGUCAUCUGCUGCUGUUAGUCUACUGUGUUUUAUCAAGUCCAGAGUCAGCGCAACCUUAAGUCUACCAGGAGAUUUUAGAGACCUUUACGCUUCCAUCUGCGGAGGAGUUUUAAUGAAGAUACAGAUGCAGGAACUACAGCUCCAAACUACUACCAGCAUAAAUCGCAGUAUAUAAGAAUACACAGUUUUCUUCAUGUUUUCUUGCAAAUCUGCUUUGCUGGUUGAAGUGAUUCCAAUAAGAAACAAUGCAACAAAUAUGGAGAGCUGUUACCAUGUGAUAAAACAAUAAACUCCAGGUGCUUUUGAGGAAAAAAAGUGUGACAAUGAGUUGGGGGAAGUCUCAAGGUCUGUUUUCAGAUAAAUUUGCCUGAGUUAAAAAGCCGCUAAUCGUUCAGUCCAUGGAAUUACAUGAGUAUGAUGUAAAGUUAGAGACAGAAAAAGACCACAUGGUACCUUAAAAAGGUAAAUCACAGAAUAUAAACCACAAAAAGCACAUGUACAAUGUUGUAAAAAAUUAAACAACAGUGAUCACUUUUAUCAAUCAGAAGUUUAAUGAGGUUUAGAGUGAACCUCCAAACAUGAAUGGCCUAAACUGUUGUUGUGCUUUUAUUCCAAGAUCCCAUUAUUUGAGAUGGACGAGGAUGAAGAUGAAGAAGAGGAUGUUCUCUCGAUGAAGAGCAAAGGUACGAAUGAGAAUAUUUGUUAUAUUGAAUGUGAGUAUUUAAUUAGACACCACACAUACCUGUACUUCCACCAUCACGACCUCUGCUACUCCUAGUUUUCUGCAAAGUAUACGAUACACUUAAGUGAUCAUGUUUGUCAGCCGGUGUCUAUAACCAGUCCCUGUUUGUAAUGACUGUUUCGUGACUUAACCUGUUGAUAUUGUUCAGCUUUGAUCUAUUGCCACCAAUCUAUAUCAUGUGUUUUUGAUUUGUAGGUAGCUGCAGAUAUUCAAUACACGCACAUGCAUCUCCUUCAAGCACAGACCCGGACACCUACAUUUAUAUGAACUUUAUGAAGAAUCACUGCUGCUAUGACGCCAUCCCUACCAGCUCCAAACUGGUCAUUUUUGAUACAACCCUGCAGGUAUGACACUUUCAUUUCACAUAUUCUUUUUCUACAACAAGUUGUAAACUAGUUGUACAACAGUCCACAAGCACUCUAGGUCUUUUGGACAGGCUCAAACCUGCAGUUGUAAAAGCAGAGGUAAUCCAAAAUAUACAAAUAAUGCACCAUCUUUAGGAUCUCGUAUCUGGUCGUGAUCUCACAGAGGCCGACAAAAGCUGACCCAAAACUGCUCUAGUGAGAAAAAUUAAGCAGUUUGAGAAAUGAGAGAAAAUGUUUAGAGAGUAUAUAGAAAGCUGUCUAUUGUAGUGACCAUCAGUACCCUAUCGAGGCAGUCAGUAAAAUUUAGAUUUCUCAGGAGCUUUAUAAGGAAUACAGAUGGAAUACAACCUGAUUUACUGAGGGGAUCUGUUUCAACUUGAAACACUGAUAAGCAUAGGUGCUUAAAGAAAAAUGAAAACAAGUCUAAACAGUACAGGGUCUAAAAGGGUCUUCAAAGCAAAUCCAACAUGCAUGAGUUAUAGUUUGUGUUGAAGUUAAUGAGCAGCCGUCUCUUCAUCAGGUAAAGAAGGCUUUCUUCGCUCUGGUGGCCAACGGUGUGAGGGCAGCUCCUCUGUGGGACAACAAGCUGAAAUGUUUCGUAGGUGAGCCAAAAAAAAAAAAUCUCUUUCUUUGUCUGUUUGUCCGUCUUCUUUUACACUUAGACGGAUAUAUUUGAAUUAAAAAAAGUUUUUUUCUUCCAUUUUAAGAAAAAAUUUGGUUGGAAAUACUCACAUAAACAUAGAUGAAAUCAUAAAAAGUUAAAGAAAUCGAUUUAUUGCAUGAGUCUGACUGAAACCAGAUUUAAAAAUACAUGUAAACACAUUAGUCUGUUUGAAAGCCAUUCCUAUUGGUUGCUACUCACUGUUUGAGUGAGGGGAUUGGUCAGGAACCCCCAGCCAUGAAGUACAAUUCAGCUUUAUGUCCCACAAUCAAAACCAUGUAUUUGCAAAGCUGCAUCCUUUCUCUUCAUGCAAGUGGUUCAUGAGUCUACCAUCAAACCUCAGACUGAGUUUCUUUCCUGUCAAAGCAGUCUAUAAAACAGCGUUAUUAAAGUUGACUUCUAAUAAUAUCCCGACUCUGAUAGCGUUUAAUCCUAGUCUGACCUACAUUUGCAGAGUUCUGAAGAUACGUUUUGUCGCUCAGGUCUGAGGGUUCAGCUUUCCUGACUGUAGCUGGGGGUUAAGGUGGUUUCAGAUGCCGGCCCGGUUUCCUGCUAACAUUUAAAGGGAAUAAGGUCAACUACAAGACAUUUAGUGACAUCCAAACCCUGUCACACAGAGCACUGAUCUUCAUUACACUCAGAGCAGGUCCCGAGGUGUUAACUUUCUGUUUGUAAUUGAACCGCAGCAGCCAUAAACAUGAGUGUCAAGUGCAAGUACAGCAGUCUGAGAGCGAUGCAUCCUGCUGAUUACAGACAGAGCUUAAACCCAAAAUCCAAAAAUGAUCUUUUUAGCUUUUGUCUCUCGUACCUUUGUUGUCCUCUUGUGGACCAGGUGUUGCUUGUUUUGUUUGUGGUGGUCUUGGUAUGUGUCUUCUCUCUGCAAAGGGGUAGUUGUUUGUUUUUUACAUUUAUUUUAUGCAUUUUUUGUAUCGUUAUUAAGGAUGCAGUGAGAAUAUGCAGCAUUUGAAACCAAGACAAAUUUACCCAAAGUGACUGAAAGGAUACGUAGCAUAAUGUAUCGAUUUGUAUCGUAUCUAGCUGUAUUGUAUCAUAUUGUAUCGUAUUGAGUUGUAUUGUAUUGCAUCGUAUCGUGUUGUAUUGUAUCGCAUCAUAUCGUGUUUUAUUGUAUCGUAUCGUGUUGUAUUGCAUCGUAUCGCAUCGUGUUGUAUUGUAUUGUAUCGUAUUGUAUUGUAUCAUGUUGUAUCAUAUCGUACUGUAUUGUAUCGUAUCGUAUCAAAUCAUAUCAUAUCGUAUAGUAUCAUUUUGUAUCGUUCCAAAUAAUACUGUAGUGUAACUUACCAUAACGUAUCAUAUUGAAUCAUAUCAUAUAUCGUAUCCAAUCCCAGUGUACUCGUCUGUAUCUCUGAGUGUAUUUCUGCAGGUAUGCUGACCAUCACCGACUUCAUCAACAUUCUCCACCGUUAUUACAAGUCUCCUCUGGUGAGUCCUACUCCUCCAGCUUCCACAUCUACAAAGAACUGCUCUAAAGUCAAGAACUUGUCACACGUCUGAGGUGAUGUCCUCUUGUUUUGCAGGUUCAGAUCUACGAGCUGGAAGAACACAAGAUAGAGACAUGGAGAGGUUUUUGCAGAACAGCAUUUGCUUAAAGGUAUUUCAUUACUUCAAAGCAAAGGUAUGAAGUUGUAAAAAUCAGUGUCUGUGUCUCCUGACAGAGAUCUAUCUGGAGUACUCUGUCAACAGGCUGAUCAGCAUCACCCCAGACUCAAGGUAAAUCUGGACCCAGGGUCAUUUAUGUAAUUAUUUACAGUGAGCACUAAAACAGUCAUAGCUUUGCUGGUUUACCCUUUAUUGUCUCUCUGGUAACACUUUAUAAUAACUAUCCGUUAUAACUAGAUAAUAGAUCAUUAGUAAACUGUUAAUUAAUUAGUUAUUAAUGACUUGUUAUGUGUUUGUUACCUAUUUGUUAAGGAUUUAUACUAAAACCUUAUAGAUAGUUAAUAUAUUGUAUAUAAACACCAGUUAAUUAUUGUAUAUUAUUGUAUACUGUUAGUUAAUGAGUUACAAAUGACUUGUUAACUGUAUGUUAAUCAUUUAUAACUUUAUCUUAUAAAUUAGUAAUAGAUCAUGAACAAGCUAUUAGUAAAUUACUUCCUACUGACUUGUUAAGUAUCAGUUAAUAGUUUAUAUAUGUUAUUGGGAUGUUUUCUAAAGUUGCAACUAUCCCUCAUUUGUUAACCGUUAGUAAUUGAAGAAUAGUUGCAACUAUAAAAAACAUCCCAAUAACAUAUAAACUAUGAAAUGAUACUCAACAAGUCAUUAGUUAUUAAUUUACUAAUAGCUUGUUCAUGGUCUAUUACUAAUCUAUAAGGUAUAGUUAUAAAUCAUUAGUUUACAAAUCGUUUAUAACUCGUUAACCAACAUUUUAUUUAUGAUCUAUUAACUAUCUAGAAUGCAUCUUUAAAAAUCCUUAACAAAAUGUUAAACACUUAACAAGUCAUUAAUAACUCAUUUAUUAACAGUUUACUAAUGAUCUAUUAACUAAUUAUGACAGAUAGUUUUUAUAAAGUGUUACUGUCUUUCAUUUUUUCAUUUAUUCUGUUCUUAUAGUUUCAGUGAUCAUAUAAAUGACAUUUAAUGUUCUGUAUUUGAACAGAAUCUCAGGAGUGUGUAAACUGGCAUCUUUCCUGUCGAUAAACUGCCUCCAAACCAAAAUGUUGAGAUCCAGAGCUGUUUGUUUCGUCCUGAUGUUUUGAAGUUGCUGCCUCAGACUGUUUUAUUUUGUUCAUAAUUUUAGUUUCAUGUCUUUUCAGUCUGUUUGACGCCAUCUACUCCCUGCUGAAGAAUAAGAUCCACCGCCUGCCAGUCAUCGACCCGGCAUCAGGAAACGUCCUCCACAUCCUCACUCACAAACGCAUCCUCAAGUUUCUCCACAUCUUUGUGAGACUUCUUCUCCUCUCGAACACUUUUCAUCAAGUUUGUGUAAUAUUAAUGUAAAUCGUAACAUCAGGGAUUGCAGUCAUCGGUCUGUGAUUAUUUUAACAUUUGUUUUUUCAUUUGUUUGUCGUGCAGGGAUCUAUGAUUCCUAAACCUCGGUUUCUUCAGAGGCGGCUCAACGAGGUGGCGAUCGGCACCUUUAGAGAGAUUGCGACAGUCCAGGAAUCAGCCUCCGUCUAUGACGCUCUGACUAUUUUUGUGGAGAGGAGAGUGUCUGCUCUGCCUGUCGUCAAUGAGCAAGGUGAUCACAACGUUAAAAAAAACACUAUCAAACAAAUUAGGCUAUUUAACUUUAACUGCAGCAAGGAACAAAACAUAUCUAUUUAUUGGAAAGCAUGUGAAGAAACGGAGCCAAACUCUUCAGUCUCAAAGAGAUAGGAAAAAUGUGACCCCAAUUGGUCGGCAUUUCAGUUCCCUACAAGUGAUGAGGAUGAAAUCUGGAGAAAUUUAAAAUACAUACUGAGCAGUAGUGAGGAUGCAAGGAUCUCCAACAUAAACAUCAAAAAUGUAAACUAACCUCUUUGUCUUUGUCGUAAAACACAUACACAAAUUUGCAUCUUCCAGUAUGUUUUGACUGACACCCCUGUGUGUCUCUUCUGUAGGUAAAGUGGUCGCUCUGUACUCCAGGUUUGACGUCAUUGUAAGUACCGACAGUACUGUCAACCGCCGUAAAUACAGAAACAUUAAUCUUUGGAUUUUGUGAUUUGCCGCUGUUGUUUUGUAGUAAAAUGGAUAUAAAUAUUUUGUCUCGUGGUUGAAUUUCCUGUCUCCAUCUCUCAGAACCUGGCGGCCCAGAAGAGCUACAACAAGCUGAACAUGUCGAUGCAUGAAGCCAUCAAGUCCAGAGCGUGCUGUGUGGAGGGAGUCCUCAAAUGUUACCCUUAUGAGACGCUGGAGACCGUCAUCGACCGCAUCGCCAAAGCUGAGGUAAGAAUUACUGACGUGACAGUGAUGUCCCCUUUUUUUCCAUUUAUAGUAAAAAUCACUUUGAUUCAUCCGAUAGUUUUAAGAAAAGUGUAAGUGAUGGUCAAACUCUUCUUGAUUGGCAUGUUGUAUUUCCUGCCAGGUGCAUCGGUUGGUGUUGGUGGACAGAAACGAUGUGGUGAGAGGGAUCGUCUCUCUGUCUGACCUCCUACAAGCCCUGGUUCUCACCCCUGCAGGUAUUGAUGCACUGUGCUCCUAACUCCACCUCCUCCUCUUCACCUCUUGCUUCAUCUCUCAGGUCCUUGAUUCACCUGCAAGUCUGUCUGUCUUCAAACCCUCCCCCUCCUCUUCCUGUGAACAUUCAUGAUCUUACGGACUCUUCUUUCUCUCAGACUAUGACAGUCUUGUUUUUUCCUCUUCCUAACCGUUGAAGUAGUUUCAACCUUUAAGAAUUCACCAAAAGACCUUCAUACUUCCUAGAUAUCUACCUCUGAAUUCUUGUCUUUAACCCUCUUGUGAUCGGUCAACAACCCAAAAUCUUCUUCCUAAAAAUCCACCAACAAGGACUGCAUCAGGAACCCUAUGCUCCUACCGAUGUCUUUGCCUGCCCUCAAAGUCAAGGCAAAUUUUUUGAUCCAUCCUUCAGUCUUCCAGUCGCCUUGUGAUCCUACCUCCAAACCAAGUCGCUCUUGCUCACUCCACCGUCUGCAAAAUCUGACACCAAUCCUCCACGUCCUCUCACCCAAACACAACCCUCUUUCAGCAGUCAGCUACUCUCCUCAUGCUGCAGGUUGCACCCUGGAGCACCUUUUUUAGCCAAAAAUCAAAGGUAGGCGCCACAUCCUAGCUGCCUGUCAGAGCUUGCAUCUUGCACAGAGUUGUUGCUGCAGGUUUUGUCUUUCCGAAAGGAAGUUUUGAAGGAGAAUAUCUCUAAAAAGAUUGAGUGAAGGGCAUGUGGGAGAAAGAAAUCUAUUUCCUUUCCUCUGCAGACUUCUGAUGAUUCCUAUUGAGAGUGAAACUCAUGAUUUGACAUUUGAGUUGUUUGUGUUUUGGAAUUUAUUGGCACAGAAUGAUUCAAAUGAGUUCCUUUAUUGUAUAAAAGAAGAGGAUGCAGCCUACUUCUACCCUUACCUAAACUUCAUCUUUACAAAAUGAACUAAAUGCUGUUUUGAGGGUGGAACUGUGAACAGGGACCAAUAAGGCUGUUAGUGUUUCUUAAGAUUUUAAAAACUAAAACGUCCUCUUUUUUUAUACAAUGCAAGGAUUGGUUUUGUACUGUCACCUCUUCAGCCAUUUGGAUGCUUUUUGUGCUUGAUCAGACACCGUCGCUAGGGUUGAUGCUCAGAGUUCACUUCAGAGUGAUCUUCUAAACCCAGUGCCCUUAUUUAGCAAAGUGGUUUCCAUUAGGUUGUCUGAUGAGGAUCAUGUGAUUUGAGAGAAAAUACUAGUCUUAAAUACAAAAGUGUAUUCACAUGACCAAGAAGCCUGAGUUAUCAUCCCUGACACUUUUUAUUGAAGUAAGUUCACAGACUAAAGUGUUCAAGCUUGGCUUUUUACACUAUUGCAUUAGAUUUUGUGUGUAAAGGACCAGUAUGGGGGACUGUGUGGCAUCAAGUGACAGCUGCAUCCAAUAAAUGCUCACGUCUUACAAACUGGACCUUUGAAAUGGUUGACUUCUGUCUGAAAAGCCUCUUGAUGUAGAAUAGUCUGAGUUUUCAAUUUGCAUUAGGUUGUACCUGAGUUAAAAUACUACAACUCAAAUUCUCAUCCAUGAGAGUGCGUUCCUCUGCUUCUGUUAAUUUUCUCUUUUCAACUCUUUCCAGAUACUUUCAAGAGAUCAACCUAUCAAUAUGGGGACAGCAAGAGGGACAUUGAUGCAAUAAAAUAA